This is a messenger RNA of Trichosurus vulpecula (common brushtail), 1890 nucleotides long. Its product is annotated as death-associated protein kinase 3-like. Gene Ontology annotation, cellular component: cytoplasm; nucleus. The coding region runs from base 1 to 1890 and encodes 629 amino acids. The transcript has 13 exons. The record is from RefSeq and is a predicted model, not a curated record. Gene Ontology annotation, molecular function: protein serine/threonine kinase activity; ATP binding. NCBI's taxonomy places the organism in Eukaryota, Metazoa, Chordata, Mammalia, Diprotodontia, Phalangeridae. Gene Ontology annotation, biological process: positive regulation of apoptotic process; intracellular signal transduction; protein phosphorylation.
AUGGCCAGAGUCUACAUCCUCUUUGUCAGAAACAGUGCUAAGUUGGCGCAGGAGGAGCCCUGGGACUGGAGCAGAGCGCUGCGCAGUCCCCGAGGUGCCCGUGCCCGGCGCAGCAGCGGCGGUAACACCAGCAGCGGCAGCGGCAGCAGCAGCAGCAGCCUCCCGCGGACCCAACGGCCGCAGACCAGCUUCCCAGGGGGUCCAGCACCCAGCGGAGAGGGCGCAGGGAUUGACAGCCAGAGCCUCCACCUGGUCCCGCAAGUGGAUCUGAGUUUGGACCUCCACAACACUUUGCUGUCCUCCCUCUUAUCCGCUUCCCUGAGCGCCCAAGUGGGUGUCCUCUUCCAACUCCUGUCCUAUAUCCAGACUUCUCCCCUUGGACAGCAGGCUGCUUCAGGGCUGAGGCUCCAAGCCUCAAUGAGGAGCCCAAACAUGGCGACCUUCAAACAGCAGAAGGUGGAGGAUGUAUAUGAAAUUGGAGAAGAGUUGGGAAGUGGCCAGUUUGCCAUAGUGAAGAAAUGCCGGGAGAAGAGCACCGGGGCCGAGUAUGCUGCCAAAUUCAUCAAGAAACGGCAGAGCCAGGCAAGCCGUCGAGGGGUACAGCGGGAGGAGAUCGAGAGGGAGGUGCACAUUCUGCAGCAGAUCCUGCACCCCAACGUGAUCAAACUUCACGAUGUCUAUGAGAACCGAACAGAUGUGGUCCUCAUCCUUGAGCUAGUUUCUGGGGGAGAGCUCUUUGAUUUCCUGGCACAAAAAGAGUCUUUGAGUGAGGAGGAAGCGACCAGUUUCAUUAAGCAAAUCCUGGAAGGCGUUAACUACCUGCAUGCCAAGAAAAUUGCACACUUUGACCUCAAGCCAGAGAACAUUAUGCUGUUGGAUAAGAAUAUUCCCAUUCCACACAUCAAGUUGAUCGACUUUGGCCUGGCUCAUGAAAUCGAAGAUGGAGUGGAGUUUAAGAACAUUUUUGGGACUCCAGAAUUUGUAGCUCCCGAAAUUGUGAAUUACGAACCCCUUGGGCUGGAGGCUGAUAUGUGGAGCAUAGGGGUCAUCACCUACAUACUGUUAAGUGGUGCUUCACCUUUCCUUGGAGACACAAAGCAGGAGACGUUGGCAAACAUCACGGCAGUGAGUUAUGAUUUUGAUGAGGAAUUUUUCAGCCAGACCAGCGAGUUAGCCAAAGACUUCAUUCGGAAGCUCCUGGUUAAAGAAACAAGGAAACGGCUCACAAUCCAAGAAGCGCUCACUCAUCCCUGGAUCACGUUGAAAGGAGAAGGCAAAGCCCCCGAACACAGGAAGACAGAGCCCCCCCAGGUGAAGACUAAGCGCUUGAGAGAAUACACCAUCAAGUGCCACUCCAGCAUGCCCCGCAACAACACCUACGUCAACUUCGAGCGCUUCGCCCGCGUGGUGGAAGACGUGGCUGAGGCUGAGCGUAGCUGCAGCAAGCUGGCCUCGGCUCACGACUCUCUCCAGGAUGAUGUGGAGGCUCUGGUGUCCAUCUAUAACGAGAAGGAGGCCUGGUACAGGGAGGAGAGCGAAAACACUCGCUAUAGCAUUUCCCAGCUCAAAUACGAGUACCGCAAGGUAGAGGCCAUGAAGAAGGCCCUCCAGGAAGACAUCCAGACCGUAGGCUCCGACCUAGGGAAUGUUGCUGGGAAAUAUGCUAAGCUUGGGGCUCAGUAUGAAUCUCUAAGGCAGGAGCUUUCUGAGGACCUAAAGUGGAUCCAAGACCUCAUGAGCAGUUUCCAGCAAGAGAAAGGCAGUGAAGGCAAUCUUGGCUCUGUUUUCAACGGAGAUGUGAAUGAGUCACUAAUGGAACUGUUAAAUAGGUCUUGCAGUGAAGACUUCCUUGCAGGUUUGAAGCUCAGGGUUACAGAAUCCAGCCAGUAA